This is a messenger RNA of Clonostachys rhizophaga, 354 nucleotides long. NCBI's taxonomy places the organism in Eukaryota, Fungi, Ascomycota, Sordariomycetes, Hypocreales, Bionectriaceae. The record is from the annotation of a GenBank genome assembly.
AUGUGUACUUUCCGCCUCCAGGUCAAGAUGUGCUUGUGCAACGACAUCGAGUGCAAGCAAAUUAAUCCCGACAUCCAAGACGACAAGUUCGAGAACGUGGAGUCGGGCGGCCACGUCCUCGAGGUGAUCGAGUACUAUCGCAUCUCGGGGAUGUGCAUGGACUGGUUCAUCAACGAGGACCCUGAUCGGAUGAUGGUGAAGAAAUACAAGAUGGACCCGAACAAUGGCAAUAGCAAACAAGACUGCAAAAACAAGGUGUUCAAGUAUGAUGAGGACAGAUACCUGUCGGAAUUCAUUUGCAAGGAUUGCGUGGGCAAAUGCAAGCAGCCGGGUCAGAAGAGCGAGAAGGCUUGA